Eupeodes corollae is the source of this 7587-nucleotide messenger RNA. It is a transcript of the gene BRWD3, whose product is annotated as bromodomain and WD repeat-containing protein 3. Gene Ontology annotation, cellular component: nucleus. Gene Ontology annotation, molecular function: protein binding. The coding region runs from base 297 to 6839 and encodes 2180 amino acids. The transcript has 16 exons. Gene Ontology annotation, biological process: regulation of transcription by RNA polymerase II; regulation of cell shape; cytoskeleton organization. Lineage: Eukaryota; Metazoa; Arthropoda; Insecta; Diptera; Syrphidae. The record is from RefSeq and is a predicted model, not a curated record.
AACGCCGCUUUUUAUCACACAGUUUAAGAAGCUUAGAUAGACCAUUUUGCAAUAACCAGUUUUAGAGCCACUGUAUUAAUUUUCAAGAAGUUGUACAUUACAAAAAACAACGAAUACGAACGAAAAAGAAAGAAAAAGAAAAGUAAAGCAAUGGCUGACGACGGACGGACUCCGUCGAUUAGUUUUUGUGUUAUGUGAAAGAACAAAAAUCUUUAAUUUAUCUUAUUUAAAAUCGGAUAAAGUCCGAUAAAUUAAAUGUAUUCAACUAUAAUAGCAUUAUAGCCUUGAUUAAGAAAAUGGAUAAUAUACAAUUAUCGAAUGAAAAUGUUGUGGUUCCAGAAUUAUACUUUCUGAUAUCAAAAUUUCUCGCAGCUGGACCCCUUAAGGAAACUGCAAAGGUCCUUGUAAAGGAACUCGAACAGAAAAAGGUUCUACCACGACGCACCGAUUGGCUGGGUAACGAACAUGACCAAUCCUUUGAUGAGUUGGAAAGUAAAUAUUCUCAUAUCGGAGCCAAUCAUUUGCUUGAAAUAUGUGCACGCAUCGGACCUAUUCUUGACAAUGAGCUUACACCAGCCGUUCCUGGUAUCGUGUCUCUGCUCGGCAGUGGACGGCAGAGCUUGAUGAGAACAAAAGAAAGUAUCUACAAACCUAGAUCUUUGGUAGAUUAUUGUUCUAGAGUUCAUGGAGUGUCUUUGCCCGACUCCGCCGUUACCAAGCCAAUUCAUAAUAUAGAAAAAGUUCUCAUUGGCCGAGAAUAUGGUGGACCAGUUAGAAGAAAACUUGUUAUACCAACAAGUCUGUACGGGAAAACCCGUCUAUUGCGCCGCACUGUUGGUCAUUUGUCGUCUGUUUAUUGCGUCCUUUUUGAUCGCACUGGUCAAUACAUUAUUACCGGAGCUGACGAUCUUCUCAUUAAAAUAUGGAGUGCAAUAGAUGGCAGACUUCUAGCUACUCUGCGUGGAGCCUCAGCAGAGAUAACCGAUAUUGCAAUCAACUUGGAUAACACAAUGUUAGCUGCAGGCUCUCUUGAUCGUAUUCUUCGAGUAUGGGACCUUCAAACAACAUCUCCCAUUGCAGUACUUUCAGGGCACACAGGAAUGAUAACAUCAGUGAAUUUUUGUCCUUCACCUCGAGGUGAUUUAAAGUACUUAGUGACAACCAGUACUGAUGGUUCAAUUGCUUUUUGGCAAUACACAACUCCUCGAGCUGGAAAGACAAUCUUUGCUCCUAAACCAAUACAAUAUCAUGAAAAAUUGCGCCCAGGACAGGCUCAAAUGAUGUGUACAUCGUUUUCGCCUGGAGGAAUGUUUCUGGCUGCUGGAUCUGCAGAUCAUCAUGCAAGAGUGUACAUCAUGUCCGAAGAUGGUCCCAAAAGGAUACUUGAAACUGAAGCAUACACUGACGCCGUUGAUUCCGUGCAGUGGGCCCAUCGAGGACUAAAGUUUAUAUCUGGUAGUAAGGAUGGAACUGCACACGUUUGGACUUUUGAAUCUCAACAGUGGAAGAGCUUAAAAUUGAACAUGACUGAGCGACUACCAACCUGUCCAGAACCAGAGGAGGGCAAAAAAUUGAAGGUAACAAUGGUUGCAUGGGAUUAUUCUGAUAAAUACGUUAUAACAGCCGUUAAUGAUUUUACUAUCAAAAUUUGGCAUGCCAAAACAGGCAAGCUGCAUUGUGUUCUACGGGGUCACAAAGACGAGCUGUAUGUUUUGGAAUCAAAUCCAAAGGAUGAAUAUGUCUUGUUGUCCGCAGGCCAUGAUGGCCAAGUUUUUCUCUGGGACAUAGAACAAGGAAUUUCCGUUGCACAUUUCGUAAACAACAUCGACGGGCAAGGGCAUGGUGGUGUGUUCGACGCUAAAUGGUCACCGGAUGGUACUAUGAUUGCGGCAACAGAUUCCCAUGGGCACAUACUUAUCUUUGGAUUGGGAAUAGGCCCGGAUAGAUUUAAAAAUCUACCAACUGAGCUAUUUUUCCACACUGAUUAUCGACCACUUCUAAGAGACACACAACAUUAUGUAGUUGAUGAACAGACACAAAUAAUGCCUCAUCUUAUGCCGCCGCCAUUCUUGGUUGAUGUUGAUGGAAAUCCUCACCCACCAUCAUAUCAAAGACUUGUUCCAGGUAGGGAAAACUGUCCCACGGAACAAUUGGUACCCAACAUAACAAUGGGCAUGGAAGGAGUUGAAAUUGAUGACAAUGGAGGUUAUUCACAUAUCGAUCGCCUUAUAGAAGCUUUAGCAAACCGGCAAGGAGCAGAUCCCGUCCCAGAUUCAAAUAAUGAACGUAAUCGAAAUAACAGUUUUAAUAAUGGUAGUGGAAAUUCUCCUCGAGGAGCUGGUUCAAUAGGGCGAGCUAUGGUGGCUGCACGACGCACUGGUGAUGUAGAAGGAGUGCGCCAAAGUAGUGGCAACUGGCAAAGAGAAACAAACUUUAAAUUCAUACGUCGUAUUUAUGUACGCCCGAUGAGAUAUUCGCAAACACAAAACCUACGACAAACAGUCUAUGCAGCAGGACAAUAUGAAAUGGAUCAAUAUAAACGCGAAAUGCGACGACGUCCGAUAAUGAUCAAUACAUUAAAUGCUAACACAGCCAUGCAAGCAUCAAAUCGUCAACGUGGAAUUCGAAGUGCUCGUCGUGGACCGCGCCCUGCUUAUAGAACCAGAGCUGCGAGAGGUCAAGAACAUGUGGAAGAACCACCUGAAGAGGAAGAAGAAGAAGAAGAUAGCAGCAACUCAUCCGGAGAUACCAGUUACUCGAACGUGGAAGAAAAUCUUAGUGAAGAGGAGGACUCAUCCACUACUGAUUCUGAAUCAUCUGAUUAUUCUGAUUGGGUUGCAGACAAACCAGGGCCAAACUUGGAGCCACCAAAGAGAUCGAAACGAAAACCAGUGGCACGAAGAAGUUCAUCUUGCAGCAGUGAUGAUACAUCACACCCUAAUACAUCGGCAAUUGCAUCAAAGAAUCGUCGCAAACGUCCAGUUUUACCGGAAAAUAUUUCUGGAGAAAUUCCCGAAGCUUAUAAGCCUCCUGAAUGGCUUUCAGAGGUAAUACCCCGGAAAACUCCAUACUAUCCGCAAAUGGGGGAUGAAGUAGUCUACUUCCGACAAGGUCAUCAGCGUUACUUGGAUAAUGUGCGAUCUAAAAAAACUUAUAAGGUCACUCAUAGCUCUGAGCCGUGGAAUUUCCGGGAAUUGCGAGAACAUGAAAUGGUGCGGGUUAUUGGAAUAAAAUAUGAAAUUAAGCCCCCUAGACUUUGUUGCCUCAAAUUAGCAAUGUUAAAUGAAGAAGGAAAUAUGUCUGGCAUGAGUUUUAAAAUAAAAUAUCACGAUAUGCCAGAUGUGUUGGACUUUUUAGUGCUGCGACAAACAUUUGAUUUAGCAGUACAACGGAACUGGGGAAUAGGAGAUAGAUUCAGAUGUAUGAUUGGAGAUGGAUGGUGGAUGGGUCAAAUUGAAUCACGUCAUCUUCUUUCACCCGAAUAUCCAAGCUCGUACUUUAUGUGUUUUCGAGUGAGAUGGGACAACGGAGAGUAUGAGUAUAUGAGUCCAUGGGAUAUGGAACCAAUCGAUGAGAAUCGUUUGCCUGAUGAGGUGGGUGGAGCAGUGUCAGUUUUACCAGAAGAAAUUCGUGCUACACUUUAUCAACCAAAAUCAGAAGAAUGGCAUCGAGGUGACAGAGAUGGAUCAUGUCGAAGAAUAAUUAAUGGCUUAGAACAAGUUAUGCGUCUUUCCAUUGCUGAGCCUUUCCUAGCCCCCGUUGACCUUAACAUUUACCCAAAUUAUGCUUAUUUAAUCGAGUAUCCUAUUGAUCUUACAACAAUUAAAGCUAGGUUUGAAAAUCAUUUUUAUCGGCGCAUCACAUCUGCACAGUUUGAUGUAAGGUACCUUGCAACAAAUGCCGAAAAAUUCAACAGGAAGCACACGACUAUUGUACGGCAUGCUAGAAUAAUAACAGAUUUAUGUCUACGAAUUAUUAGGGAACAAAAUGAUAUUGAUGUUGCACCUGUAUAUCACCAAUUGGUUGACAUAUAUGUUUCCUCGGAGUCAGAGAAUGAUAACAAUGAAAAUGAGCCGGGACCUUCGACAAGUACUGCAGGCCUUUCCAAUUCGGCAUCCCGCAGAAGCAACGGAGGCAGUACAAGAAACCUCCGCAAUCGUGGUGAUGAUUCUUGGCAAGUUAAUUGUAGAAAACUAUUAGAUAUGAUGUGGGUCAGACCAGACUCAACUCCUUUCCGUGAGCCAGUUGAUACAAUGCAAUUUCCAGACUACUUGCAAAUUAUUGAUACACCGAUGGACUUGCGUACUGUUAAAGAAGACUUACUUGGUGGAAAUUAUGAAGAUCCCUUAGAUUUUGCAAAAGACGUUCGACUGAUAUUCCAAAACUCUAAGAACUACAAUACAAAUAAGAGGUCUCGCAUUUAUUCAAUGACUCUUCGUCUGAGUGCUCUUUUCGAAUCACACAUCAAACCGGUAAUUUCGAGUUGGAAGGCAGCUCGAAGACGUUUGAACAAAUCUAUAAAUAAACGAACGCCUCCUGACCGAAGUCGGAAUCGUUCAGGUCCUUCACGUCGAGCAAAAACAACUAAUGGAGGUCGAACAAACAAUCGUCAUCAAAGUUCCGAUGAUGAAGACGCUGAUGGAGAAACAACGCAACGUAAUCGUUCAACGGCAAAUGGUGUACAACAUCGUAGCAGUAAUCGUAACAGAUUACCAAGAAAUGCUUCCGGUUCUCAUGGAACGUCAGCGUUUAGCUCGAAUAGGGUCACAUCAUCCAAUCAAACAGAAUCACUGCCGGGUCCAAGUGGCCACAACUUACGACGUAAUGCAUCUCGCCCGAAUAGCCAAGAUGUUGACGGGCAGAGCUCAGACGAAUCCAGCUCUAUGACUAGUAGUUCAUCAUCUUCUGAGGACGAUACCGAUAGUCACGAUCAUAAUCAAGGUGGGGAAAGCAAAUUGCGAACACCUAAAAAAGGUGGUAGUGCAGGUGGGUCUGGGGCUUGCAAUCGUAACAGGGGCAACGAUUCUGAGGACAGCUAUAAGCCUAAUGAACGACGCUCGAGUAAUAAACGAAAAGCGACGAAACAGAAACGAGAAGCUAAAAGUAGACGGACAAUUGUUUCAGAUGAUGACGAAGAUGAUGGUGAUGUAGUUAAAAGCCGUGGGCGAAAUAAAACGACAUCAAAACAAGCGGAACCGAGUGGUACAAGUCCAAGUAAAAGGAACUAUCGUAGAAAGGUCAACACAUCAGAAGAAAAUGAUGACCAGAACUCUGCUGAUGCCGAUGAACCAUCCGGAUCACAUCAGCAGCAGACACCAAAGAAAAGAACAGGUCGACCUAUAAGAAUUUCACAACAACCAUCGACAUCAGCAGCAGCAAUAGCAGCUGUUUCUGCUUCUGUUGAAAAUGAAAGCCCUUCUAGAGCUACUCGAAUAAGUAACCGCCGCUCGGCCGCUGAAACAGAUCAUAGCUAUCAUCUACCUGUUCGAAAUUUGCGCAAUGUAGCUCUAGAUUCGGAGACUGAUCAGGAAGUUGCACGUCCCACAAGGCAAAGUGCCAGGAGAGCACUUAUGGAAUGGGCACGUGGUAGUGCUGAAGAAGAUGAAGAAAUCGAUUGCGAGCAGGAGGGAGAAAAUAUUCCUACACGAUCAAGUGUAAGUUCACGCGUCAUUAAAAAAACAUCGGAUUCAAGUCAGGAUGCAAGUGGUGUCAUAGUAAAUGGGGGAAGUUUGAAUAUGCCCUCAACAAGUCGCGCAGCAGUUCCGACAACUACCCGCCAGUUAAGAACAAAUCGCAACACAAAUGUCGUUUCAGAUGACGAUGAAAGUGAUAACCAACCGCUUGCAUCAAGCCAAAACAGUCAAAGGCAGCGUUUAGAUGACAUUCAAGACAGACCUUACACUAGAAAUCUGAGGCCCCAAAACACAACGCACCUCCGCAACACCCGUUCUCACACUACAAACCAGGACGCAAUACCAUCGUCAUCCUCAAAUCAUUCGCGUUCUACUGCCAACAUUUCACACCAGGUACAAAUUGAUCAUAAUUACGGUGAACCAGGGCCUUCAACAAUUCGUAACACCCGUCGAGUUCUUUCUCGUCAUCAGCGCAAUGCCGAUGAACUUGAUCUUGUAGAGGAUCCACUAGAAAUGUCAAGUAUUAUCGGAAAUGUGUCUUCUCGUCUAAGAAUGCGCAAUAAUGUGAAUAGCACAACACCACAAGACCUGCCAAUUGUAGUAGUAGAUCCUAGACGUAGAAGACCGCGAUACAUUCAAGAAACUAGUGCAACAGACCAAGAAAAUGAAGAGGACGAAGAAGUAGACGAAGAAGAGGAUGAUGAUUCGGGAGGUUCUGAUGAGGGCACUGAUGGUGGAUCUAAGGAUUCCGACUCUGAUGAUAAUCAACCACUCACAUCUUUUGUUCCAACACGAAAUACUCGACCACCAAACAGGCGCUCAACAGCAACAUCAGCAAGUAAUAGUAGAAAUAUCCGCCAUAUACCCCAACGUAGAAAACGAAAUCUUAAUUCCGAUGACGAUGAUGAUGACCCUGGCUUUGAUGAUGACGAUGAUGAUUACCAAGCUGGAUCACAACAACGAGGAUCAAGAAGUACUCGAAAUCAAAAAAGACCCCGCUACAAUGAAGAAUCCGAUGACACUGCUGAUAAUCGUAUGCGUCGAAGAGUUCCACUCAGACAUGCCAAUGGAAACAUGGUAGCCACUGCAACAGAGAGCAACGAAGAACAAACUGAUACCGAUAAUAAUGAGGCUUUAGUGAGCGUUAGUAGUAGAGGUCGAGUCCGAAAGAUUUCUGCCAAGGCCAGGGGAAUUUUUAGGGACUAGCAAUCACCUCCGCGGUCGUCCAUAGCCGCCCGCCGUCUCGUUGCACCUACUUAUGUUGUGAGUGAUUCAGCUGACAGUAAUAACAGUGCAAGUGCAAGAAAUUUGUUCUUGCAUUUCUAUUGAUUAAAACAGCACGAACCAUUUCAUUCCACCGAUUAUUUUUUCUUGGAUAUGUUUAAUGUCAUUUAUUUUGUAAAACAAUUAUUGUAGUGAUAGAUGUUAGCAUUUUCAUCAUCAAACAUGUUGCUUGCGUAUUUAUCCUUAAUCUGUUAAAGAUUUCUUAAAAGUAUCUUGAAAUAUUUUUUUUUUUGUAAUAUGAAAUGUGUAGAAAUUAAUUUAUGUUUAUAUAAAUACAACUUAUAUUUGGCUUUAAGCAACAAAAUGGGAUACAAAAUUCUAUAAUUUAUUUGUUUAAAUUAAAAUCGUUUAUUUAAAUUUAAAUUUCUGAGAAAAAAAAACAGCUCUUAGUUAGAAAUUUAAAAAGAAUAAAAUUUGUUCCACGUGAAAUUUUAUAGAGCAAAUCAUCACUUUGAUUACAAAAAGAGAGGAUAAGUGAAGGAAAAUUGUUUUUAAUUUUUUCUCUGUGGAUAUGAUAGCCAUUCAAUAAGUAAAUAUAAUUACCAGUGACAUUAAUGUUGUCAUUAUAAAUAUGGUUAUGUUAUAAACAAUAAAAAUAACUUAAUACAAAAAAAAAACAUUUUCUAAGCUAAAGUAAAUAAAGUAUUGCAGAUUGUAUGUUUUAUUUUGA